AUGACGCUUACCAUCCGGAACACCUGUUCGGAAUACUCUGAUACAAGUAGUUCAGAAUACUAUGAUACAAGUAGUUUGGAAUACUCUGAUACAAGUAGUUUGGAAUACUCUGAUACAAGUAGUCCCGAACACUCUGAUCCAAGUAGUUCGGAAUACUCUGAUACAAGUUGUUCGGAAUACUCUGAUACAAGUAAUUCGGAACACUCUGAUACAAGUAGUUCGGAAUACUCUGAUACAAGCAGUCCGGAAUACUCUGAUACAAGUAGUUCGGAAUACUCUGAUACAAGUAGUUCGGAAUACUCUGAUACAAGUAGUUCGGAAUACUCUGAUACAAGUAGUUCGGAAUACUCUGAUACAAGUAGUUCGGAAUACUCUGAUACAAGUAGUUCGGAAUACUCUGAUACAAGUAGUUCGGAAUACUCUGAUACAAGUAGUUCGGAAUACUCUGAUACAAGUAGUUCGGAAUACUCUGAUACAAGUAGUUCGGAAUACUCUGAUACAAGUAGUUCGGAAUACUCUGAUACAAGUAGUUCGGAAUACUCUGAUACAAGUAGUUCGGAAUACUCUGAUACAAGUAGUUCGGAAUACUCUGAUACAAGUAGUUCGGAAUACUCUGAUACAAGUAGUUCGGAAUACUCUGAUACAAGUAGUUUGGAAUACUCUGAUACAAGUAGUUCGGAAUACUCUGAUACAAGUAGUUCGGAAUACUCUGAUACAAGUAGUUCGGAAUACUCUGAUACAAGUAGUUCGGAAUACUCUGAUACAAGUAGUUCGGAAUACUCUGAUACAAGUAGUUCGGAAUACUCUGAUACAAGUAGUUCGGAAUACUCUGAUACAAGUAGUUCGGAAUACUCUGAUACAAGUAGUUCGGAAUACUCUGAUACAAGUAGUUUGGAAUACUCUGAUACAAGUAGUCCCGAACACUCCAAUACAAGUAGUUCGGAACACUCUGAUACAAGUAGUUCGGAGGUCUCUGAUACAAGUAGUUCGGAAUACUCUGAUACAAGAAGUUUGGAAUACUCUGAUACAAGUAGUUCGGAAUACUCUGAUACAAGUAGUCAGAAAUACUCUGAUACAAAUAGUUUGGAAUACUCUAAUACAAGUAGUUUGGAAUACUCUAAUACAAGUAGUUCGGAGUUCUCUGAUACAAGUAGUUCGGAAUACUCUGAUACAAGUAAUUCGUAA
Molecule: messenger RNA, 1185 nt
Organism: Mizuhopecten yessoensis (Yesso scallop)
Lineage: Eukaryota; Metazoa; Mollusca; Bivalvia; Pectinida; Pectinidae
Product: lisH domain-containing protein C1711.05-like
Exons: 2
Coding region: 1-1185 (394 amino acids)
Source: RefSeq, a predicted model, not a curated record